Octopus bimaculoides (California two-spot octopus) is the source of this 2529-nucleotide messenger RNA. Its product is annotated as protein YIPF6. NCBI's taxonomy places the organism in Eukaryota, Metazoa, Mollusca, Cephalopoda, Octopoda, Octopodidae. Gene Ontology annotation, biological process: endoplasmic reticulum to Golgi vesicle-mediated transport. The record is from RefSeq and is a predicted model, not a curated record. Gene Ontology annotation, cellular component: membrane; trans-Golgi network.
ACGUAAACAUAAACUUCCUUCGUAAACAUGGCUGACGUGGAUUUUCACGGAGACCAAGAUGAUCUCAACGAUGUACCUUUGGAAGGGGACAUGACUGUACCUUUAACAGCCGGUGACGGGAACGAUGAUGAGUUAUCUACCUUAGAUGAGCCAGUAAAAGACACUGUGCUUCGUGACCUGAGAGCUGUAGGAGUUAAAUUCUUCCAUGUUCUCUAUCCAAAACAGAGUACUGUCUUGCUACGAGAAUGGGAUUUGUGGGGUCCUCUCAUUUUAUGUGUGUUCUUGGCUUUGAUGCUUCAGAGUUCACCACAACACCUUGACCAGCAGUUAUCUGGUGGACCAGAAUUUUCUGAGGUGUUUGUCAUAUUUUGGGUUGGAUCUGUAGUUGUAACUCUAAAUUCUAAAUUACUUGGUGGAAAUAUUUCAUUCUUCCAAAGUGUGUGUGUUCUUGGCUACUGUGUCACACCACUUGCCAUUGCACUUACAAUUUGCCGCUUGAUUCUCCUUGCUCAUCAGACGACAGCUCUCUUCAUCGUUCGCUUUUGUAUUAUUUUCCUUUCCUUCGGAUGGUCUACAUUUGCUGCCACUGCCUUCCUGGGAGAUAUCCAAUCACACAGGAGGAAAGUACUUGCCAUGUACCCCAUAUUUCUGUUUUACUUUAUCAUCAGCUGGUUGGCUAUUUCACACACAAGCUAAUGGAUACUACAACUACUACUUCUGAGAGAAUCACACACAAACAGAGACUAUUUUACUGACAAUGCUUCAUCAUCCUUUGACAUCAGGAAUAUUAAUAUUAUGUGUCGCAUCUGUGUUUCUUCUCACCGGUGUCAUACUGGUCUGGAAAAGAACAAGAGCCUAUGCCUAAAUAUUGAUCCAAAAUGUUCAAUAUUUCUGUCAGUUGCAUGUAAGAGCCUGGGAGAUUUUGGUAUCAUGUUUUUGUUUUUUUUACUCAAAGCAUACAACUGACUUCUUAUAUAUAGUUUAUUAUGUGUAAACAUAACAAACAUUGUUCUGGGGCCUGACUUUUGUAACAUAGGAAUGCCUGAACUUCUAUGGUCAUGUAUUACUGCUCAAAACCAUUCCAUCUUAUAUACAUAUAAAACAUAUAAAUAUGAAAUAUAACAUACAUACAUGUGUUGGUAUAAUAUAUGUAACACAUACACACACAUGUAUAAUGCACUAUAUAUAUAUAAAAUAUUUAUAUAUGUAAUAAUAUAUAAUUUACUAUUUAUCUUCUUUAACUAUAUAUAUAUCUAUAACAUAUAUAUAUAAAUAUUGUAUAUAUAACUGCAUAUGUAUAUAAAUGAUUAAUUGUUUAUCUUUUAAUAUUUAUUUCAUAUAUUUUAAUUGUAUUGGAUUAUUAAAAAGAAUAUAUACCCACACACACAUAUAUAUGUGUGCCUACACUAUAUAUUCUGUAUAUUUGGUAAUGGUAGAGGAAGGGGCAUUACAAAUUCAGCUCAUUUUCAUUUGAUAGUUCCCAUAGGAACAGUAAUUUCAGCUGCUGUGAAGCUUGACAAGUCUAACAUUUCAACCCUUUUUGCUGUUCAUCUGAAAGUAAAGAACCUUGAGAAACUAUUAUCACUGUGGUUGCUUGCUAGAACAAAAAUAAGACCAACACACCAUUUGUUGCACCUCUUCUCACAACAGUUAGAACUUCUCAAAUUCUUCUGUAAACUAAUGGUUAUCCAGGUAUAGGAAGCACCAGUUUCCUUGGAUUCAAUCUCUUCACGUCACUUUCAUUUGGUUUAUUUGAUCAGCUAAUUAGGAUAGAACAUACUCAAAUUGAUUAGUUUUAUUUUACUAUAUUAUCAACAAGGAAGAAAACUGGCAGAAUUGUUAGAGGGUCAAACAAAAUGUUUAGCUACAUUUCUUCUGACUCUUUCUAUUCCCAGUUCAAAUUCCACUAAGAUCAACUUUACCUUUCACCUUUUUUGGGGGGUCAAUAUAAAUAAAGUAUCAGUUGAAUAUUGAGGCCAAUGCAAUCAACUGUCCUCUUCCCGUGAAUUUCAGGUCUUGUGCCUGUAAUAAGAAGAAUUACUAUUAUUAAUGUUUAUGAGACAGUAACUUGACAGAAUGAAUCAUUAGUGCACUGAACAAAAUGCUUAGCAGCAUUUCUUUCUGCCUUACAUUCUGAGUUUAAGUACUGUUGAGGUCAACUUUGCCUUCCAUCUUUUCAGAGUCAAUCAAAUAAGUACCUAAAGUUGAUGGCCAUAUGCCAAAAUUUGUAUCAAUUAUCAUCAUCAGUAUUAUUAUUAUUGAAAAAGGCAUGAACCUCACAAAUGCUCAUUGGAAAAGACAUAACUACAAUUUCUUCUUAAAUCAUGAUUACAUCUGUCCUACUUUACUAUAGUAAAAGAAAUAAUCAUUUUAAAGAUGGCAGAUCUGUUGCUUAUAACUUUGAACCAAACCAAACUAGAUCCUUUCCUGUGAAAAUCUCUGUGCCUUGUUGUGAGUUCAGUACUCACUGGUACCAAACUUUCCUUUCCUUUCCUUUCCUUUAGGUCAAUAAAAAAACAUUGCUUCUUA